CCGAGCAACUGAAACACUGAAGAUGUCUACGAUAAAAAGUAAACUCUGACAGGUGAAAUUUGUUAAAAAAAAAAAAAAAAAAAAAGGAAUUUCACACGCCAUGGCGACUCCUCCGAGACAUGCAGAAAACUCGUUGAAGAUGGAGGGGAGCGCCGUGGAGGAUAUGGACAGUAUUCAGAUGUUACGAGAGAAACUUCAGUGUCUUUCUACAGAGGACGUAACAGACAGAAGAGUGCUGCGAUCCAGGAUAGAUGAACAGUCAAGUUUGAUCUGCAUGCUGAAACAGAGAGCAGAUGAGAGACUUCUCCAAUAUCAAGCCCUGCAGAAAGUCAAUACAGAGCUUGAGGAGCAAGCAGCACACCGUCAGGAAGAACUGGACGGUGAAAAAAAGAAAAGAGAGGAAACAGAGAAAAGCUUUCAGGAUUUAGCUAUCAUCACUCAAGGAAUUAUUGAGUUCAUGGAGGAGCACAAAAAAGAGAAUGUCCAGUUAAAGCUGGAAAAUGAACAAUUGCAGAAAGAAAAUCAGUCACUUUUCUCCCAAAAGUUACACGAUAAAGAAGUGCAUGUUCAAAAACUAAUGCAAGACAUCAAACUGCUGACGGAGAAAUACACAAAAAAAGAAAAUGAAUAUCGGGAGAAAUUAGCAGGAUGGGAGUCAAAAAUCCUGGAACAAGCAACUCAGCAUAAAGCCGAGGAAAGUUCAUUACUCGAUCAGUUGCAUGCUGCUCAACAACAGCACAGAGAAGGUGUAGAACUAUGCAAAGACCUGAAGCAGAAGCUGCAAGAGGCCGAAGAACAGCUUGCUUUGAAGGAAACCGACACCAGAGAAAGCUUGACAAAUCUCACCGACGAGAAGGACGAACUAUUGUGUCUUUGUAUAGAAAGAGGCAAAGUAAUACAGGAAAAACAAGAGGCAAUCCAGCAGCUGGAGAGAAGCUGGAAAGAAGAGAAGAAAGCCCGGAUCAAAGCACAGGAGAGGUUUGAACUGGAAGCAGAAGCAGUUAACACAGAUGUAAGAGUGAAGUCUCUCCAGUCUGCUCUUGGUGAAUCCAAGACAAAGUUUGAGAAGCUGAAUAUGGAGUUUGAUGCCUUCAAGGAACACAGCACCAACCUCCUGACACAGGAAAGGCAGUUAAAUAAGACGCUUCGCCUUGUGAUAGGCUAAACUUCAGUAUUACUUUGUUUUAAUCCAAACAAACAUUAUACCAAGUAUGUGUACUUGCUGUAGGUGCCAACACUGAAAACAGUAAAUAAACAAUGGCAAAAAUGUUACAUAUCCAAA
Messenger RNA from Acanthochromis polyacanthus (spiny chromis), 1282 nucleotides. RefSeq names its product coiled-coil domain-containing protein 89. Lineage: Eukaryota; Metazoa; Chordata; Actinopteri; Pomacentridae. The record is from RefSeq and is a predicted model, not a curated record. Bases 101 to 1165 code for a protein of 354 amino acids. The transcript has 7 exons.